UGAAAGCAAGGAAACAACUGGCCCAAAAAAAGCAACCUCACAAUGUUCCAAAUCACUUCAGAAGAAAAUAACUGCCAGCAAAGUGGUUGAAUUGCUGCAGGAGGAAGAUGAAAGGAAUCUAACUUCACAAACAGUCCUACAAGAUUGCCUGGUCUUUUAGACAAUAUUCACAAAGAUCAGAAGUGUUUGUCCAAGAAGAGAUGUUGGGUUUCUGAUAGCCCUGCAUCAAGCUGCAGUACUGUGGAAAGACAAACUGCGUCUAUGAAAUAUGCAUUCCAACAAGAUGAUCGGAUUAUCAAGCACCAAGCAUUUUGCUCAAUAUUUGAUGAAAAAUCACCAAAGGAGGAUGAUCAGAAUAAACUUAAAAACUCAAAAAAUGAAGCUUUGGAGAUGCAGCUGGAAGGCAAAUUAGAGAAAGUGACCCCAGGAGGAAUGCAUGAAAGAAGUGGAACCCGUAUCAAAGACAACUACAAAAAAACAAAAUUCACAGAAAAUAUGGCUUCUGAAAUGGAUAAAUUCAGAUUGGAUGAGAUCUGCUAUAAUAUUGGUGAAAAGCAGAACACUCCAAAUAGCAACAAGAGUUCCAAAAGACACAAAGCAGAUUUAAUGUGCAAGAAUCAGCCAAAAAAGAGGGAAUGUGACAUUAAAGAAAACACAGUUACUGAAAAAAUGAUCAGUAUAAUUGCUGCAAAAUAUACAAAUGAGACAAAAGAAAAGCACUUGAAUAAAGAAGUACCUCAUUGCACUAGAUAUCGACUGGAUGAAUUACAGGAUAAAAAGCUGCAAAAGAAUUUGAAAGAUGAGAAACGGACAUGGAAAAGGCAAAAGGGAGGAAUAGCCUGCAGUGUGAAUUUGAAGAACAAAAUGGAAGAUAGUGCACUUGAUGUCUACAGUUUUGAUGACAGCUUCACAGCUGAACCCACUGUAUCACUGGGGAUGCAGGACAAGGAAAUGCCUCAACAAACUUGUUCAAAUAAAAGAAAAUCCAAGAAAAUGAAUAUGAAACAUAAACCUACAAAGAAAGAAGAAAUACAUAAGUCUGUAGGUAAAGUAAAUAGAAAACACUUCUUUACUGACACUGACACGGACGGCAAAACAGAGAUCAGUUGGUUGCAACAAUCUAAUAGAAAGACAAAGCCUGAACUACUGGCCUACAGCAGACAAAGGAAGCGAAAUAUGGCUGAUAAUUUAGGCAAAGGAAGAAUAACCACAACUGUUAGGACUGACUGUGGGAAGAAAUCAAAAGAUAAGAAGCAGAAUCCCACUGAAAAGAUCAAUUUAAAAGAAGUCCCAGCUGAAAAGAAACAAAGAAAUUGUCCGCAAAGGUCAGCUGCAAUGCAAAAGUCUUACAAAGAAGUUUCAGAAUCUGCAUCUGAUAGCUACGGAGAAUCCCUGAGUCUGUCGCGUCAUAGAGAAAGAGAUUUAAUCAUGCAAGUGCCUGCUAAGAAGAUUUGUACAAAUGCCAAGGAGAAAGCAAUCAUGUUAGCUGAUUAUGAGCAACAGAAUGAAACAUCAGAAGCUUCAACAGUAGUAUCAUAUGAAAAUACGUCAGCUGAGAAGAUCAGAUAUGAGAAGGCAUGUGAGUCAGAGGUUUUAACAAGAUCUUCCUCUCUAGUGGAAUCUCUGCCAUCCACUCACACUGAUUCAUCAGCAGAACCAUUACAAUCUCCUCAUCUUUCAAUGGUAGUCACAAAUCCCUGCAAAUUUUCAAGAAAUGUUGUGAAAACAGCAACCCCACUGUCAUCACCAGACUUUUCAGCUGCAAAGGCAACCUUCACCUCUGGUUUUUCAGCCAUCAUAAGCCCAAUCUCUCUGGUUACUCCAUUGUGUCCAGAAAUAAAUGAAAACGAUGAAAAUGCUCAGCAAGAAUUAGUUAAACCAAAGAAUCCAGAUGAAGAUAUCAUUACAAAUAAGAGUCAGUCUUCUGAGAAUUCAUUUGCCACUACAAGGUCACCAAAUAACUUUACACUGAGUUCUAUAUUGAGCAAGAAAGCAUCUGCUGAGGAAACCCCAUCAAGAUCAACUAUUCUUAAAAAGAACAGAAGAGGAGAGAAGGAUAGAGUUCCUUCAGCUGAAGCACACACAUCAGGUCCAACGCGCCAUUCCUCUGUAUUCAAACGCAUCUGUGGAAAAAAUCUUCAAAGUGAUUUUUCUGAUGUUGAGGAAGAAGAGGGAUCAACAGAGCAAAGAGCAAAGCUAGAACCUAGAAGACUAUUUAGUUUUGACUUUGGAAGGCCAAACAGAGGUUACAGGGUUGACGAUGUUGCUGACAUUCAGGAGGAAGAAGUAAUCAGAUGCUUUGCCAUUUCGUCACGUGAGGAAAGGAGUUUGAUGUUGGAGAUGGAGAAGAUGUUGGGGACAUUGCUGGUUAUGGAGAGGAGAAGGGAUUUGAAGACAUUGUUAAUUUUAUGCAUAAAUAGCAAUGUAGAUAGGAUUGGAGAACAGAUUGAAGGUGUUUGUGGUGUUUGGGGAAUAAUGAAGGGAUUGGAAGCUCUGCUACUUGAAGAAGGAAUCCGUAACACUGCUGAUGUUGGAGUUAGGAAAGAGAGAUUAUAG
Molecule: messenger RNA, 2556 nt
Organism: Hypanus sabinus (Atlantic stingray)
Lineage: Eukaryota; Metazoa; Chordata; Chondrichthyes; Myliobatiformes; Dasyatidae
Exons: 20
Coding region: 262-2556 (764 amino acids)
Source: RefSeq, a predicted model, not a curated record